AUGGCGAACAAAAAAGGCCAGCAGGAAAUGGUCCAGGUUGACAAGUCGGAACGUGCUGAAUCGCCCUUCUGGGCUGGCCGAAAUACGUCUUUAAACCAGGGAUCAUCGAAGUUCUAUGGCUCGAAUACUGUUGUUGGCGCAUCAUACUCACAUGCCAAUAUUGUACAACCUACCUCCUCCCACUCAGCCCCGAGAACACCACCGAAGCCAUCGACUACAAAUUCUGCAUCAAACUUGUCUCGCAGGCCAGGAAACCUAGUCGCCUCACCUCCCCGGCAACCCUACCCCGGAAUUAUGACUGAAGGGGUCGAUGAGUGGAGCCGUGACCCCACGGAAGAUGACGAAGAUGAUGAUGAUGACGACGAGAUUGUGUACGAUGACGAUGAAGAUGAAUUCGGACUUCCUAGUCUUGCUAGUAUGAGGAGGAAAAAAUCUGCACCUUUGAAAGCUCAGAAUAUUGAUUUCAGUGGUGGGGCAGCAGGAAGCUCCUCAACACUUGGGUAUGGAUUAGCAGCCGCAAACAGGCUGCGCGCGAACAGCGCAGAUAUUGCGGAAGAGCGUGGUGCUCCACUGUAUCCAACUGCUCGCAAGGGGGAUGGGAAGAUCCUUCGACCUCAGUACAAGGACAUCUUACAAGACCCUGCCAAUGCUUUGAAUCUCAUCAACCACUCCGCACCUCCUAUAGAUGCUUCACCCAAAGAGAGGGACAUCCAUUCGAGUCGCAUUACGCGAAUUAACAAGUUCAAGCGCAUCUUGCAAGCAAGUACAGUAUCUCCCACCGAGCUGCGGGAUCUCGCGUGGUCAGGUGUCCCCGAGGAGGUGCGGCCAAUGACUUGGCAACUUCUCCUUGGCUACCUUCCUACAAACAGUGAGCGCCGCAUCUCCACCCUGGAACGGAAGCGCAAGGAGUACCUUGACGGAGUCCGGCAGGCCUUUGACCGUGGUAGUGGGGCAAGCUCUGCAAACCCCCCUUCAACCAAGGGCCGGGGCAGAGGACUUGAUGAGGCGGUUUGGCACCAGAUUAGCAUUGAUCGGUCUUUGGAACGCAUCCUUUAUCUUUGGGCUAUCCGACACCCAGCAAGUGGUUAUGUUCAAGGUAUUAAUGAUCUGGUAACACCAUUCUGGCAGGUCUUCCUGGGCGUUUACAUAACCGAUCUGAACGUCGAAGAAGGCAUGGACCCAGGUCAAUUGCCUCGGAGUGUGUUGGACGCGGUGGAAGCGGACACUUUUUGGUGUCUGACAAAGCUACUGGACGGUAUCCAGGACAACUACAUUUAUGCUCAGCCUGGAAUUCAUCGACAGGUCAGGGCACUACGAGACUUGACAGUGCGCAUAGAUGCAGCACUUGCAAAGCACCUGGAACAAGAAGGUGUAGAAUUUAUGCAAUUUAGUUUCCGGUGGAUGAACUGCUUGCUCAUGCGGGAAAUGAGCAUCAAAAACACCAUACGCAUGUGGGACACGUACAUGGCCGAGGAGCAGGGCUUCUCUCGAUUCCACCUUUAUGUUUGCGCCGCAUUCUUGGUCAAAUGGACAGAUCAACUGGUCAAGAUGGAUUUCCAGGAGGUUAUGAUGUUCCUCCAGGCAUUGCCAACGAAGGGUUGGACCGAGAAAGACAUUGAACUCUUACUCAGCGAAGCAUUUAUCUGGCAGAGUCUGUUUCAAGACUCACGUGCUCACCUCCGGCCUGCUGGUGAUGAACCUCCUGAAAAUGGUAUCUUUUAUUGA
Messenger RNA from Penicillium crustosum, 1725 nucleotides. Its product is annotated as GTPase-activating protein GYP1. NCBI's taxonomy places the organism in Eukaryota, Fungi, Ascomycota, Eurotiomycetes, Eurotiales, Aspergillaceae. The coding region runs from base 1 to 1725 and encodes 574 amino acids. The transcript is spliced from 9 exons. Gene Ontology annotation, cellular component: Golgi apparatus. Gene Ontology annotation, molecular function: GTPase activator activity. The record is from RefSeq and is a predicted model, not a curated record. Gene Ontology annotation, biological process: activation of GTPase activity.